Messenger RNA from Hemicordylus capensis (graceful crag lizard), 3274 nucleotides. RefSeq names its product interferon-induced GTP-binding protein Mx-like. The transcript has 14 exons. Gene Ontology annotation, biological process: defense response to virus. The record is from RefSeq and is a predicted model, not a curated record. Bases 835 to 2826 code for a protein of 663 amino acids. Gene Ontology annotation, molecular function: GTPase activity; GTP binding; microtubule binding. Lineage: Eukaryota; Metazoa; Chordata; Lepidosauria; Squamata; Cordylidae. Gene Ontology annotation, cellular component: cytoplasm; microtubule; membrane.
AGCAUUUUUGUUUUUACUGGUUGCCCGAAAAGUUCUUGUCAAGCAACCUGGAAAGGUCUCGCACUGCCGUUUUCAUUCAGAGAACAUACCUCAGUGCAGCCAAGCAGGCAGGGGUAGUGCAAUCAUAUCAUACUUGGGCGUGCCCACGAUGGAGCUUAUGACUAUAUAUCACCAUAACAAAAGGGAGCAUUGAGAACCACUUUGUAUGCUAGAAUUCUACGUGCUAACAAAAUACAAAAUAGUGCGGUGGGGGUGUGGAGUCAAUCCAGCUACAAGAAACGAACGUAGUGUUUAGAGAAGCACAGCACUCUGGAGAGGCUCAUGGUUUCACCCUCCAAAGAACCCGCCCCCCGUUCUUAACCAGGUCUCUCUGUAUGGUGAAGGAAAAACACAAGGCUGCUUUCUAAGUUUCGUUUUCCUGAUUUUUCAUUCCGGAGGUGGGUGGAGCUAGCGACACUGCAGCAUCCCUUCAAGAGCCGGAGAGAUUCUGGGAAUCUACCCAUCUCUUCUCUUGAGUUUCGUUUUCUUUGCUUCCUGAGCGAAGCAAGAGCUCAAGUCGAGAAGGCACUGGGACGAGGAGGACUACUAGUACUCGUUAUUCGCUCAGGACCCGAAGGAGAAAUAACCGUACCCAGACGGGUGUAUCAUUUCAGAAUCAGUAAAAAAGAAUCAUUGCCAUUGUGCUCCAUUGACAGGACGCAGCCAAAAGCAGGUUUUGACUAAACACUCUCCUGAAGAAAAGGCUACUCCACUGACGUUGAGGUAGCUUUUUGAGCAAACAGCCCAACUGGGAUUUGGACAUACACCUCUAUCAGUAUCUGAAGAAGCUAAAUUAUGCCAAGCGCACCCAAUCCACCAGACAAUGAGAGUUCUGGACUCAUCUCAGCUCUGGGACAAGGGACGGCUAUAAAUCACCUGGAUGUACGAAAUAAGAAAACAGAAAAUACUUUGUACAACCAGUACGAAGAGAAGAUCCGUCCAUGUAUCGAUCUCAUUGAUUCUCUGAGAGCCCUUGGAGUGGAAAAGGACCUGGCAUUGCCAGCAAUUGCUGUGAUUGGAGAUCAGAGCUCUGGGAAAAGCUCUGUUCUAGAAGCAUUGUCUGGAGUUGCUCUUCCUAGGGGCAGUGGUAUUGUCACCAGGUGUCCCCUAGCACUCAAACUGAAAAAAACACGUCAUGACCAGGAAUGGAAAGGGAAAAUUAGUUACCAAGAUAUAAUUGAGGAACUCCAAAAUCCUUUGGAAGUGGAAAAGGAAAUACGAAAAGCUCAAAACUCAAUGGCUGGUGAAGGAGUGGGCAUUAGCCAAGAAUUAAUUACUUUAGAAAUCUGCUCUCCAGAGGUUGCAGAUUUGACACUGAUAGAUCUACCAGGGAUUGCACGAGUGGCUGUGGGUAAUCAGCCACAAGAUAUUGGAGAUCAGAUCAAAAGGCUGAUUAAAAAAUUCAUUGCUAAGCAAGAGACAAUAAAUUUAGUGGUGGUUCCAAGCAAUGUGGAUAUUGCCACGACAGAAGCAUUGAAAAUGGCUCAGGAGGUGGACCCAGAUGGAGAAAGAACCCUUGGAAUCUUGACAAAACCUGACCUGGUAGACAAAGGAACUGAGGAGGCUGUUGUUGACAUUGUGAGGAACUUGAUCAUCCACCUGAAAAAGGGAUAUAUGAUUGUGAAAUGUCGUGGGCAGCAAGAUAUCCAGGACAACAUGACUCUGGCCUCUGCAAUCCAAAGAGAGAGAGUAUUUUUUGAGGACAGUGCACAUUUUAGUAUCCUUCUGCAGGAAGGAAAAGCCACAGUGCCCUUACUGGCUGAGAAACUUACAAGUGAACUUGUGGAGCACAUUAAUAAAUCGUUGCCAACUUUAGAAGAACAAAUAAACUCUCAUCUCCAAAAAGCAAAUGAGGAGUUGCGCAGAUACGGCAAAGGAGCACCAAAAUCUGACAGCGAGAAGCUGUAUUUCUUAAUAGAUAAAAUCAAAUUGUUCAAUGAAGAUAUCUUAAGUUCUGUACAAGGAGAAGAAAAAUUGUCUAACGAUGAUUCCAGACUGUUCAGCAAAAUUCGUAAAGAAUUUCAGAAUUGGGGCCAAACACUUGAUCAGAGUGCCAAAAAGGUUCAAAAAAUCCUACAUCAGGAGGUGUGGAGAUAUGAACAACAAUAUCGUGGCCGGGAACUUCCUGGGUUUGUCAGCUACAAAACAUUUGAGACUAUAAUAAAGCAGCAAAUCAUGGGACUAGAAAUGCCAGCUGUUGAAAUGCUGAAGAGAAUAACAGAACUAGUGCGUCAAGCAUUUACAGAGGUUGCUAAAGAUCAUUUUGUAGACUUUCACAAUAUUUACAGAGCUGCUAAGAAUAGAAUUGAGGAUAUUAAAGAGAAACAACUAGAAACGACGGAGGUUACAAUCCGAAACCAGUUUGAGAUGGAGCAGAUGUUAUACUGUCAAGACAAUGUCUACAGUGAAGACUUAAACACUGUAAGGGAACAACAAAAAAACCCACAUCAAAAAGAUUCUACACAUGUCCCCACGGUCUUCAAUUUUGGAACCUUUCCUGUUCAAGAAGAUGCUUCAAUCACAGCAAUGGCUUAUCAUUUGCAGGCAUACUUCAGUAGUGCAGGCAACCGUCUCUCGUGCCAGAUCCCUCUGAUUAUCCAGUUCUUCAUGCUUAAAAAAUAUGGAGAUCAUUUACAAAAUGAAAUGCUGCAACUGUUACAAGAAAAGGAAGAGCUGAGUGUUUUACUUCAAGAGCGCAAAGAUGCUGCUGAAAAGAGAGUGUUCCUCAGUGAGCGGAUUAAUCGCUUGACUCAAGCUCGGCACCACUUGGCAACAUUUCCUGGCUAAAAAGGCGAUGCAUCACAGAGCACAAUGUUUGAAAUGUUAGCUAAGCAGGUUACAGUUACUUGAGAAAGAAAACAUACUUAUUGUGAUUUGCAGUGACUAGUCAGACAUUUAAUCUAUGCAGUGACUUGCUUUGUGAGUGUACAUUUUACACAUUACAGCUCUGUCCACCAUGUGCUGUUUUGUCCUUUUUAUAAUGAUAGCCUGUGCAAUCUUUCCUGGCCAAACUACUGAGUUUUACAGCAUACUCCUCCUGGCAGAAAGAAACCUUCUACCACCUACAAGGUUGCCGAAUUUUGUGCAACUGCUGUUGAGAUCUAUCCUUUCUUGAUGUUGUUACAUAAGGCCUCUAUGUUGAUGUACACUAUAUGAUAUACUUGUCUAAAUGCAGUAUCAUCUGUUUCUGUAUAUAACUGAUCAAUGAUUGUAAUAAAGUAUUUUAUUCACAUUA